This is a messenger RNA of Acaulospora colombiana, 1041 nucleotides long. Lineage: Eukaryota; Fungi; Glomeromycota; Glomeromycetes; Diversisporales; Acaulosporaceae. The record is from the annotation of a GenBank genome assembly.
AUGCACGCGGAACCUUUUCCAAAUAAUAUACCCGCUUAUCAAAAGGGGCAAACCGAAGAAUCAUCUCAACUAGUACAUAAUAAUGAAGUUGUAGAGAGUGUUACUUUGACGUGUGAGGCUUUUUCCGUUGUUUCAGAAAACACGAAUAUGGAAGUUGCAAUUACGCGACUGCCUCGCAAGGAGUGGCGUAAAUUCAAAAAAAAACAACGCAAAAAGAUGGCGAGAAUAGAAUCCGCAAAAUUAAGGGAACAACAGGAAUUUGAUCGAGACACUAAGGAAAUCAAUGAAACUGAUGAAGCAGAAGAGAGAAAAAGAAAUGCAGAAAGAAUCUUAUGGGAGGUUCGUGAAAGGCAAAUUGAUCAAGCGAAUGCUGAAAAAAGAAAAAAACAAGAUGAAGAGGAGAGAAGAAAAAAAAUAAUUCAGGAAAAUUGGGAAAAAACAGUCAAGAACAUACGAACACAAAAAAUUCCUAAAGCUAAUCUCACGUUUAAUGAGAUCUCAGAAGGUCAAUCGAACACACUGGGUACUUCAAUACCAUAUUCAACUAUAUCUUCUCAUGAGGAGUUGACGACGAAGUCAGAUUACGGAACCGAGAAAGACCAAGUCAAUUGUCCAUUUUAUCUUAAAACAGGGGCAUGUCGAUUUGGUGACUCAUGUGGUCGGCAUCAUUCAUAUCCCGAUAAAAGUGCUACCAUUCUGAUUAAGAAUAUGUACGAAGGCAUGCCAGUUCAAUUGGCAGACGAAGAUAAUGAUGACAAUUUGGAGUUUGACGAAAUAGAAGCUGAACGUCACUAUAAUGAGUUUUUUGAGGACGUGCAUUCUGAAUUUAGCCAAUACGGAACUAUUAUACAAUUUAAGGACGCUCUCAGAGAUCCACAUCCAAACUUAAUGGCGAAGAACAUAGGCAUCGUGACCGAUCGAAAUUGCGGUCAAGCUCUCAUUCUCGAUCCCCUAGGCGACAUGAAAAAGACCGUCGCGGACAAAAUCGCAUUCGCAAACAUUCGAGUAAGAAUCGCAAACACGAAUGAGGUGCAAAUAUAA